Sphaeramia orbicularis (orbiculate cardinalfish) is the source of this 4695-nucleotide messenger RNA. Its product is annotated as ubiquitin-conjugating enzyme E2 Q2-like. The transcript is spliced from 14 exons. The coding region runs from base 436 to 1557 and encodes 373 amino acids. The record is from RefSeq and is a predicted model, not a curated record. NCBI's taxonomy places the organism in Eukaryota, Metazoa, Chordata, Actinopteri, Kurtiformes, Apogonidae.
UUUAAACCCCACAAGAGGCCAGCUACAGUUGAACACCGGGAUGAAAAACACAAUCCCUACAGCGGUAUAUAAGUUCACAUCGCGGCAUUUGUAUGUAUGUUUCACUGUUAAGCAAAUAAUAAGGGAUUGUCUGGAGGGACUGUGAGGAGACGACCAAAGGACACCGCGAGAGUCUUAAAAUAUUGUUAUUAUAGGCAGACAAUAACAAUAGACGGAAAGACAACAACAACGGACUAGCUAGCAGGCUAACUCGCUCGCUAGCAUCUUCGUAAACCAAGCUCUGCGCUGUUUCAGAUGCUAAUUGAAAGCUAGCUAACGUUAGCUUCUUCAUCACCAAAUCUGUCCGACUGUGUUGAAAUCUGACCGGACCCUGUGGAUAGCUAGCUUUGGGUACCCGAGUACCUCUAAAGCGGCCCAGCCGGAGAUGCGUGGAAGAUGUCGGUGUCGGGGCUGAAGGCCGAACUGAAGUUUUUGGAGUCCAUUUUUGAUCCAAAUCACGAACGCUUCAGAAUCAUUGACUGGAAGCCUGACGAACUGAGCUGUCAGUUUAAUGUAACUGGAGAAAAGCUGUUAAUUAUUCACUGCAACAUAACGGAGUCUUAUCCGUCUACGCCGCCAAUAUGGUUCGUGGACUCUGACGACCCGAGCCUUGCACAAGUUUUGGAGCGUUUGGAGGAUGUGAGGAAAGGCAGCACCCUGCUUUUGCAGCAGUUGAAGAAACUCAUCUGUGACCUUUGCCGAUUGUAUAACCUUCCACAACAUCCAGAUGUGGAAAUGUUGGACCAGCCCCUGCCUGCAGGCCCAGUGGCACAAGACAGAAAGCACGGGACAGAGGAGGUCACAUCUGAAGAAGAGGAGGAAGAGGAGAUGGGAGAGGACAUUGAAGAUCUGGACCACUAUGAAAUGAAAGAGGAAGAGCCUGUGGAUGGAAAAAAGUCAGAGGAUGAUGGCAUUGAGAAGGAGAAUCUAGCCAUCCUGGAGAAGAUCCGUAAGAACCAGAGGCAGGACCACUUGAAUGGAGCAGUGUCUGGUUCAGUGCAGGCCUCUGACCGUCUAAUGAAGGAGCUAAGAGAGAUCUACAGGUCUCAGAGUUACAAGACAGGCAUCUAUUCAGUGGAGCUUGUUAACGACAGCCUCUAUGAAUGGCACGUCAAACUAAGGACGGUGGAUCCAGACAGCCCCUUGCACAGUGACUUACAAGUCCUAAAGGAAAAGGAGGGAAUGGAUUACAUUUUACUAAACUUUUCAUAUAAAGAUAAUUUCCCCUUCGAUCCACCAUUUGUUCGUGUUGUUUCGCCAGUGCUUUCUGGGGGCUAUGUUCUUGGAGGAGGUGCCCUGUGUAUGGAACUUCUCACCAAACAGGGUUGGAGCAGUGCCUAUUCCAUUGAGUCUGUCAUCAUGCAGAUCAAUGCCACUUUAGUCAAAGGAAAAGCCAGAGUGCAGUUUGGAGCCAAUAAAAACCAGUACAAUCUUGCCAGAGCACAGCAGUCCUACAAAUCCCUGGUUCAGAUCCAUGAAAAGAACGGCUGGUACACACCCCCUAAGGAGGACGGCUAGUACAGACUGUUGCCUUUCCUGCAGUGGGACCAUAUGUCUUAGAUUCUUUUUCAUUUCCUCACAACCAAUACUUCAUGUUUUGUUUUUUUUUUUUAAUUGUGAAAACCAUUUUGUUCUCUACAUGAGAGUUUGAACUCCAAACCAAAUUCCUCAAUCUGUGACCACCCAAAACACAUUCACCCUACUCGAAAAUUUACACUCAUCGGCUCCUCUCUAGGGUGGUCUUGCUCCAGAUAUUUAUCUCUCUGUAAAUCUGUUGUCUGAUACAAUCCAAUUAUUUUUCCAUUGCGACAUUCAUCCCAUACUCCAGGAAAAAGUGGACAAAAUAUUGUGCAAACUCGCCCUUUGGUUUUGGCGUUGAGCAUGCCAAGGUUCCUUACUGGCUGUUAGUUGAAGGGUGCGGCAUGGCUUUACCUUCCGGCGGUGGCGGUCUGACUCCGCCUCUUUGGCCACAGACUGGAUCUGAGAAUGGCAUGUGACAUUCCCUGUUGUGAUCGGUGGUGGAAUGGACAUAUAAAUGCUGACAAAGAAGCACCGCCUUUCUCUUCACGGACGGCCUCUGUAAUAAUGUGCUCAUGUAUUAUCUUUAUAAUGCCAAGAUCCCUUCUCCACAAUAACAAUGCUUUUGAGGCUAGCUUGCUGUCAAACCUUUUAUCUCUCAAAGCUUGAAGCCCUGAGAUGAGGAAAAAGAGACUUUUGCAGCCUGGGCAGGACAGCCCAUAACGGGGGAAACGGCAUCCCGCUGAGCUCUGAAGUAGGAGAACGCCGUCAUCUCCACAACCAGCAACUAAACCGCUCCCUGAUGUCGGAGAGGUUUGGUGUGUGGCGAGGGUGACGACCCAAACACGACUAAGCAAAGCAGGGGCUUGCUGAGAUUGGAUCACACUGUAAUGUAGUUUAACUCCACAUGUAAACAUGUAAAUUUGUAUUUCUGCAAAAGGAUUUAAUUGUUUAUAAUGUAACCUUGUGUGGGUCUUUGGCUGGGCAGAGACUGUAUUAGUAUAUGCCCUUGACUAUUAACAGCAGGGGCACUGCAAUUUCUCAAGGCCCAUUUAGAAUAAGAAAAAGUUACUUCGUGAAUACUCUUGCAGAAGGAAACAAAAGUACACCAUGUUCUUAAGUACGCUUAAUGACUACUGCAGAUGUUUUUGUUUUAAAAUAUAUAUAUUGAUUUGUAAUCCUUAUGUUAUUGGCAACAAUGACAGUACCAGACUCCUUAUUUGAUGGCACCAUUCGACUAUGAUGGUCAUGACAAUAACGGCAUAGACACAGCUGUUUCUGGCAUUCCAGAGGUUUGGUUAUUCCGAUCUAAUCACUCAAACCAGAUGAACCUCAGUAAGGCUAUGCAGUGAAGACAGUCAGUGGAGAAAAUAGUCUUAACAGUGUAGUCAUCUUUGUAGUUCUAGUAGCUGGUUCACGUCCUCACCUCUGACGCCUCCUCCCCUUUACAGGAAAGUGACCUUUAGCCUCUGACAUUUCCCUUGACAUCGGCCCAUUCACAGCAAUAGCGUUGACCAUAAACCCUCUGGCUUCAUACCUGGGAAGAAUAAACUGGAGUCUGUUCCAAUUCCAGAUUUGUAUUUGUUCAGGUUUGAUAAAUAUUUGUUCAAAUUUGUCACAGGAAGGACCCAGCGCUUGCCAUUUAACACCUCUCUGGUUACUAUUCAUAACCACUCUCAGCACUGUUGUACCCCUCAGCAUGCUGAGUCUUUGAUGUAAUGUGAAUAAUAUGCAGAAAACCGUGUGGAGCAUUCCAAUUAAUGCAGUUACACGUUUGUCGUGGGUGUUCUGUUGUGUGGUUAUUUGCAUUGUUUUAAGUAUGUUGUCCUGAAAACCAGCGUAGGAAGCUUAGUUACGAUCAUUCAUACAGUCAUUCCUCGUUUUUAUUGCGUUAAUUUAGUUUCCUCACCAAUACUAACCUCAAUCACAACACCAUUAUCUAACAAGUGGAGAAUUUUUGUCUGAAUAUACAACUUCUUCGUGUUCUGCAUGUGUCUGAUAUUUGUUAAGACCUGCAGGAUAUGACAAGUCACCCUCCUCUCUUGUCCACCUCAAGCAAAAUCAAUCUCAACUUGACUUUGGAUCAUUGGCAUGAUUGUUAACUGUUGUGGUGCCAUUGGUAACGUACUGAUCACUUCAUUCUGGUCAUUCUGUCGAGCCCACCCCUGCAUUCUCUGGAGAAGCAAACUCAGGAAUACAUACUGCACACUUGACUUUGCAAAAGAUUACUUCAGAAUAUCAUCAAACUGUAGGAUUGAACACGUCGGUCUCUCUUUUUUAUUCUUUAUUUUAGGGACUUUUACAAAGUUACACUCGCGUUACAAAUAAUCGUUGGAGUGUGUUUUGCUCUCAAAUUGCUCACACUUUAGAUUCGUUUUUUUUUUUUUUUUUUUUUUUUUUUGAUGCUGGUUGAGGUUGAUUAAAAAUUACUUAGCAAGUUUUGGAAUGGUCAGAUAUGUGGAGCAGGGGUUUGCAGCCACCCUCAGAUUAUCCUGUGCUUUAUGGGGUUCAGAACUUGUCUGCCCAGUUUCUUUGAUAUUGCUGUAUUUUGCAUGUCAGUAUACUAAUGGGUUGUUUUCCCAAAGCUACUUGAAGGCAAUGGGCAGUUUGGUAUGAUGGUUAAAAAGAUAGCUGUAUCAAUUUUCUUUCUCUCUCCCCCCUUCCCCCCCUCCCAUAGUGUACUUACCUUGUGGUUUCCAACAUGAUGGCACAGAAGCAUUUUAUCACAAUAUAAAACACAUAGACCCACCUGCGUUGAUCACCUUGAAGAUGCCAGAAUUCCCAACUAAAGUAGCAGUUCAGAUUGUGCCAUCAGAACAAUUUAGAGUCGACAUUGUUAACAUGAUGUCUGAGAUAAUGGUGUACCCAAGUCUGUUGUGCCCUUAAUAAUGGCUUCUCUUACACCAACACGUCUGACUAACCAAACGGUCUCUGCUUUGGCAAGCAGCAUAUUGGUCUGAGCGAGCCUGGGUCUGGGUUCUUUACCUUGCUUCGUUAACUGCGGUGGCCGGGCUAUAAAGUUAUGCACUGUUAGCAUGCUUUGGUUGGUUUCAUUUUUUCAUUGCAAGGGUGAUUUUGACCAUGUAAAAUAAUUUGUAAACUUGCAUCAAGUUUAUGAAUAAAGAAUUUUAUGAAAUA